Molecule: messenger RNA, 4763 nt
Organism: Zalophus californianus (California sea lion)
Lineage: Eukaryota; Metazoa; Chordata; Mammalia; Carnivora; Otariidae
Gene: WNT4
Product: Wnt family member 4
Exons: 5
Coding region: 54-1109 (351 amino acids)
Biological process (GO): canonical Wnt signaling pathway; multicellular organism development; cell fate commitment
Cellular component (GO): extracellular region
Molecular function (GO): frizzled binding; cytokine activity
Source: RefSeq, a predicted model, not a curated record
AGGCCCCCCGCGGCCGCAGCCGCUGCCCGGGGCCGGGCGCCCGCGGCGGCACCAUGAGUCCCCGCUCGUGCCUGCGUUCGCUGCGCCUCCUGGUCUUCGCUGUCUUCUCGGCCGCCGCGAGCAACUGGCUGUACCUGGCCAAGCUGUCCUCGGUGGGGAGCAUCUCAGAGGAGGAGACGUGCGAGAAGCUCAAGGGCCUGAUCCAGAGGCAGGUGCAGAUGUGCAAGCGGAACCUGGAGGUGAUGGACUCGGUGCGCCGCGGCGCUCAGCUCGCCAUUGAGGAGUGCCAGUACCAGUUCCGGAACCGGCGCUGGAACUGCUCCACGCUCGACUCCCUGCCUGUCUUCGGCAAGGUGGUGACACAAGGGACUCGGGAGGCGGCCUUCGUGUACGCCAUCUCUUCAGCAGGUGUGGCCUUUGCGGUGACGCGGGCGUGCAGCAGUGGGGAGCUGGAGAAGUGUGGCUGUGACCGGACGGUGCACGGGGUCAGCCCGCAGGGCUUCCAGUGGUCGGGAUGCUCGGACAACAUCGCCUACGGCGUGGCCUUCUCCCAGUCCUUCGUGGACGUGCGGGAGAGAAGCAAGGGGGCCUCGUCCAGCCGCGCCCUCAUGAACCUCCACAACAACGAGGCUGGCAGGAAGGCUAUCCUGACACACAUGCGGGUGGAGUGCAAGUGCCACGGGGUGUCGGGCUCCUGUGAGGUAAAGACGUGCUGGCGAGCCGUGCCGCCCUUCCGCCAGGUGGGCCACGCACUGAAGGAGAAGUUCGACGGCGCCACGGAGGUGGAGCCGCGCCGCGUGGGCUCCUCCAGGGCGCUGGUGCCGCGCAACGCACAGUUCAAGCCGCACACAGACGAGGACCUGGUGUAUUUAGAGCCCAGCCCGGACUUCUGUGAGCAGGACAUGCGCAGCGGCGUGCUGGGCACGCGGGGCCGCACGUGCAACAAGACGUCCAAGGCCAUCGACGGCUGCGAGCUGCUGUGCUGCGGCCGCGGCUUCCACACAGCGCAGGUGGAGCUGGCUGAGCGCUGCAGCUGCAAGUUCCACUGGUGCUGCUUUGUCAAGUGCCGCCAGUGCCAGCGGCUGGUGGAGCUACACACGUGCCGGUGACCGUGGCGGCCCACCGGUGACCACCCUGCGGCCCGCCGAAGGCCGGUAAUUUAAACAGCCCCCCGCACCUACCCCAAAAGAUACUGGUUGUAUUUUUUGUUUUGGUUUGGUUUUUGGGUCCUCAUGUUAUUUAUUGCUGAAACCAGGCGGGCGGCCCCAAGGGCACCAGCCAGGGCCUCUCCAAAGCCUGGGCCUUCGUGGCUGCCACUGACCAAAGGGACCUUGCUCGUGCCUCUGGCUGUCCACAUGCGGCCGCUGCCGACCACGUGGGUGUUAGCCCUGUUUUUCUACUUGCAGACUUGAGCAGGGUAACAAGGAGUGUUCGCCACGUGCCCCCUGACCCUGCCAUCUAGGGAAGGACGUGGCCCUAAGGCAGGGGGAAACCGGCGCCAUCUUGAUGAACUUGCACCCCUAUACAUACACACCCAACCCCUGGCAGCUUCAGCCUAGUAGCCUUGUCUCUCGAGUACCCCGGACAAGGGAAUGGGCAGGCACCAGCUCAAGGGCAAAGGGUUCGCUUCAGCCCCCCAUGAGCAGCUGGAGGUUCAGUCUCUGUGGGACCUUCCAGGCAGGAAGAGCAGGUGAGACAAGAGCCAGAGAAGGCUCCAGUCCCGCCCCGGAGCCCAGCCCCGCCCCGCCCCCCAGCCUCCCCAUCAAAGAGGGGAAGGCACUCCUCCCUGGUCCCUCCCAGGCAGGAGCACCAGCUGUCAUCCUGGAUCAGAGGCCCCAGCCAGGCCUUGGCAGGGACACCUCCACAUGUGUCUCCUCACGGUGCCGCUCCUCGGUAAGAUGAAGAAUGGAAAUCGCACACGCAGAGGCACUGGCCAGUGAAAAAGCCUUUCCCCACCCAUUACUUUCCUCAGUGAACCACAUUUCCUGAGCAAAUAGUACGUGCUGGGCCCUACCCUGGGCCAUCCCAUGGGAUGGUCACACUCCUGGCACACGCAGACAGACAUGCUUGUGCCCGUCUUACAGCACAGGGGACAGUGUUCAGCCACGUACCAGAGCGAGCUGGCUGCAGAGGCACAGCCAGAAGAGCCCUGCAACCAAGGCUCCUCUGGGACACCUAACCCCAAGGCCCAGGAACUGCAGGUCUCCUUGGGUCUGAGCCUCGGGGAGGGGGCACCAGCUGGAGGAAGAGGGGCCAGAAAGCAGCAGAAGCCACAGACUACGGGCUGGGCCUAGCAGCCACAGGGUUCCAAACCACACAACAGGCUCUGAGGUAAGUGGUGCACAGCUGGAGGGCUGACGAAGUGAGGUGUCAGCAGCUGAGGCACCCUGCCCCCAGGUACCCUGGACACUGAAGAAGAGUCCCCCAGAGAAAGCACCAGCAGCCCGGGCCUGGCCCUGUGCCGGAACCAAACCGGCAGGAGCACAGACCAAAGUUCUGUGAGCAGGACAUGCACACAGCAAGACGUGGCCUGACCCCGCUGCUGCUCCCAACCACCAGAGGAGCUUGCCGGAGGCCCAGUCUCCAAGCUGCCCCCUUAAUGGGGCUCCAGGCUCCUGGUUUGAGGUCUUGGGCUUGGGAUCCCCACUGGCGAUUCUCAGACCCCAAGCUCUUGGCUCCAGGAUUCCAUGUCUGAAUUCAGAGUCCCAGAUUGAGAAUACAGGCUCCGGCCUGUAGAAACUCUCCUCCAGGCCUUGUGGUUUGUGCCUCCUGGUGUUGGCUCCCUCACUGAGAGAGGGUCAACACCCUUGGCCCCCAGCCAAGCUCCCUGCUCAAUGUCCAUCCAAGAAGAAGGCCAAAACCAAGUGAGAUGCUGCAGCCACACUGGAAUGAGGGGUAAUCUUGGGGCGGGCAGGCUCUGAUGUGGAUGAAAGCUAAGCCCACUAAGUGUCCCCACAGCGGCCCAGCUGGGCUCACUGCUCCUCUGGCAGGCUCUGUUCAGCUGUCUGCUCAGUGCCAGGGAAAAUGCUAUCCCUCACUGGCAGAGGCCAGAUCCAGACAAAGGAAGCAGGGGAGACCCUCCCCCUCUGGAGACAGGACAGAGCCACUCUCCCCCAUUCCCGAAUCCUGUCGCCAGAACCAGGGGACUGGUAGAUCCAGGAUGGAUGCUGGUAUUAUGGACACUGCCCCAGGAAGAAGUGAGAGGGUCUGUGUCCGUUCAUAGACUUCACCUUUCCACCUGCCCGGGGGCUCUCUCAAAGCUGACCAGCCUGCGGUUCUCAAGGUUAUGACCUCUGUAAAGUAAGACUAGAUUCUAGGAAGCUCUGCCCAGCCCUACUGCCACCACCACCAGCACCCCAAAGGCCAAAGGGACCCACAGCCGCAGGAAAAUGGAGCUUCCUUGGACACACCUAGCUCCAAACUGUCCCAAAUAAAGAGGAGAAACCAGCACUUGCCUGAUGUAGCCCACCCACUCUGGAAGCUGGCCAGAGGAUCCAAGUCCUGCCCGAAACCCUCUCCACUAGUCUCCAUAAGACAAAGGUGAUGUCCUCUGAGGCCUAGGGCUGGAUCAGCCCCAGCUCUGGAUGCUGCUACUCCCUCUGCUGCCCAACCCCAUCUUCUAAUUUUUAUACUAGGCCCCUUGCCAUUGUGACAUCCCCAUGAAAUAGUCUGAUGCACGAUAAAAUGAUUAUUUCUUUAUCUUGCAGUUGUGAAAGUGCCUUUGUUUGCAGAAAAGGGAGGAGAGAGACGUGGGGAAGGACAUGGGAAAAGCAGAUAAACAGUUCAUAGUCUAGAUAUGGGGACCCUCCUGGCCUUCUUUCCUUCUGAGUAACUGGUCUGAUGGCCACAUGAGAAGGAGCCACCUGCAUGCUGUCUGGAAUCCCCCUUUAACACACGAGGCUCUACCUGCACUUCCUUGAGCCAUGAUCAGCUAGUUAAGCCCUGGCCUGAGCUAAGGCCUCAAAACCCUUCCUGAGCACUGAUACAGAGGAGGAACAAAGACAAUGACAGAGGAGGGUCUGGUGAAGUGAGAGCCAACUGAGAAGGUAGGGAACAAAUCAAAAAGAACUUAGUUCCUGCCCAAGGACACAGGAAUCCAAGGCCUGUGGCUAGAAGUCCACUCCAGAAUUGAAGCCUGGUCAGGAUGAGAAGUCUGGAUGGAAAACUCCAUGUAACCCAAGUCAGAGCUGAUGGGAAGACCCAAAGUGACUUCUCAGGAACUUCAGUCUAGCGACGUCCUCACCCUUACACCAAGGGGGCCAUGGCCUGUCCUCCCGAGCCCCCACCCCUCUGCAGCCAAUUCACAUGUCUGGGAGCAAUUAGGCUACUAUAUGCUCGCUUUCCAAAGGUUUAGUGGAGUAUAAAAGGGCUGAAGCAAGUGCUUUCAAGACAGCAGAAGUACACACAGAUUUGUGAAGAACUGGGGAAGGGGAUAACGGAGGGAGGGAAGGGUCUAGAGUGUGGAUGGAGAGAAAAGGACACCUCAUCCCCAAAUCAGGGUCAAGGCACAGAGAAAAGAACUGGCGAUAGGGGUCCAUGAUGGCCGAGCAAAGAUCCAUACCCAACCAUUUCCUACAACUGUGAAAAGGACUCAGGCUUUGCAAUCAAACAGACAUGGGUUGGAAUCCCAGUGCUGCCACUUCUUCACUAUAUGGAAAAUUGAAUAACUCACUGUCCUUCUCUGGGACUGAUUUUCUUAAUUUGUAAUAUGGGGCUGCGCCCCCUGCCCCAACUUCACGUGGGGCUAAACAAUAAAAGAACCA